Molecule: messenger RNA, 711 nt
Organism: Vicia villosa (hairy vetch)
Lineage: Eukaryota; Viridiplantae; Streptophyta; Magnoliopsida; Fabales; Fabaceae
Exons: 1
Coding region: 1-711 (236 amino acids)
Source: RefSeq, a predicted model, not a curated record
AUGGCUGGAAAUAACAAAGACUCCUCUUCAUUAGAUGCUACGAUACUCACCAAAAACGACAUUUCCAUCGUCGUACCUCCAUCCAGGAACACCGUCCCUUGCGACGGUGCCACUGCAUCUCCCUCCCCAAGAGAUCUCCAAGACGAUGCACUCCAGCGUCUCGAGAAUACAGACGGGAAGGACAACCACGAAGAGAUUUUGGGCAACCCUUUCCUCUCCAAAGGUCAGACUCCCCAAGACCAGACCAUGAUCGCUGUUCUGGCCGUUCUUGCCCAGACUAACGCGCUCAUUCAGCAGCAAAACGACAGGAUCGGGGCACUCGAGCAAAAACACCGACCGAAGACUCCCCCCGGUCACAAGCAUCGCUCUCAGCGCGACAUGGUUCCCAAGAAACGCCCUCGGUCUCCCUCCCCCAGGGAGAACGCGGGUCCGUCCUCCAAGAAAGGGUCAAGCGACCACCGCUCCCGACACCGGUCACAGUCUCCUCGACCAAAAAGAAGAUCUCGGUCACCCCGACAAAGCACGACGAUAAUCGGAGGCGACACAGGCGGAGUCGGAGCCACUCUUCCACUCCCUCCGCCAGCGACGACGAAGAAGAGCGUAGAGGCCCUCUGUCCCACUCAAUCUUGGAAGCGCCCCUACCGGCCGGUCUUGAAAAACCCCCACCGCUGGGCACAUACGACGGGACCACCGAUCCGGACGAACACAUAG